AUGUUCAGGCUUAUUGUUGGUGACCCUUGGGUCGUGGAUAUUGCCUUCAUCUGGAACCAAGAGGAAAAAGUGCGAUGUGCUUCGGAUGACUAUGAGGAGAGUUUUCUGUGGGAGUCCGAACAGACGCAGUCUUGUGCCUUGAGUCGCCUGGUGCGCCGAACCGACCCCCAGACGGACCCCCGAUGGGCUCCAACUGGUAUCCGUAAGAGGAUCGUUUAG
Messenger RNA from Opisthorchis viverrini, 219 nucleotides. RefSeq lists its product as hypothetical. Bases 1 to 219 code for a protein of 72 amino acids. The transcript has a single exon. The record is from RefSeq and is a predicted model, not a curated record. Lineage: Eukaryota; Metazoa; Platyhelminthes; Trematoda; Opisthorchiida; Opisthorchiidae.